Messenger RNA from Priapulus caudatus, 186 nucleotides. RefSeq lists its product as uncharacterized. NCBI's taxonomy places the organism in Eukaryota, Metazoa, Priapulida, Priapulimorpha, Priapulimorphida, Priapulidae. The transcript has a single exon. The annotation marks the transcript as partial. The record is from RefSeq and is a predicted model, not a curated record.
ACGGAGGUCACCACCGUUACGGUGGGAGAGACUCAGGCGGAUGUUACCACCGUUACGGAGGGAGAGACUCAGGCGGAGGUUACCACCGUUACGGAGGGAGAGACUCAGACGGAGGUUACCACCGUUGCGGUGGGAGAGACUCAGACGGAGGUUACCACCGUUACGGUGGGAGAAACUCAGACGGAG